CUCUCAAACAGUUGUUCACGAAAAAAAGAGACCUGCUUCACAAAAGAGGAGCGGUGAGACUUCAUCUGUGAUUGAUGACUCCAGUGUUUGGCUGUUUCACAGGAGGCCCUGCUGGAGAUGGAGGAGCAUGCAAGAUAUGAAGACAAAUGAUGACCUGAAGAUUAAACACUAUGAUGAAUGGACACAUCAAGACACACAACCUCCUCUAGAUGAAGCAUUGAAAGAAUCAUUUCCCUGAUCCUUUUUGUACCUGCGUAUUGUGCUUCUAUGUUUUUUGACUUUUCAAACAUGGCUGAAACACUGGGUAAUAAGCAGGUAUCCCUGUUGUCACUUACUCGCCUGAGGACAAUCUCAAAAGCCAGAGUGGUUUGCUUACUGAUGGGCUUGACACUGACGCUUCUCAUCAUGGCUUCCUACAACCUGACGUGGGACAAGACAAGACUUCCCUUCACCACCUCACCCGAUCAGGUCAGGCCUGGGGUCGUCCAGUCAAACACAGCAGCAGCUUUAGUUUCCUCUCAAAACAAUUUAAUAGACAUGAAACAGCUGGUGGAGAUCAUUAACUCCAAACUGGAAUACACACCCAGGAAGGUGCCCAAUGAAAAGGAUGUCAUUGAAAUGGACUCUCAUUUGUUCUCUGUAAUUCCUCGUCAUUUCCUGCCUGGUGUCAAGAGCCCUUGCUGGUAUGAGGAGAUCUCCAGUGAACGCAGCACUGAUCCAUACAGGAAUAACCACUAUUGUCCUGGCUCACCAACCAGAAAGACUUUAUGUGACAAAAUGAGGCCAAACUUCCACAAGCACUUACAACACAGAGACGGCAAACUGUUUCGUUUGCGCUGCUUGCCGUACUUCUACAUCAUUGGCCAACCAAAGUGUGGCACAACUGAUCUGUACUCCAGGCUGAAAAUGCAUCCAGAGGUCCAGUCCAGCAACAUAAAGGAACCACACUGGUGGACCAGGACUCACUUCGGUUUUCGGCGUUUCAAAGAUGAAUUCUCUGACAUUUUUCCUGUGGAAGAUUACCUGGAUCUGUUUGACGUGGCUGCUCAACACAUCCAAGAAGAAAUGAAUAGAAGCUCAUCUGGAGACCACCACAUAACCCAGUUCGUAACAGUUGAUGGCAGUCCAUCCACUAUGUGGGACAACCGAGCCUGGAGCUAUGUUCACAGAGACAGGAAGGAGACAGAGCCCAGUUUUCUGACCCAAGACUUCAUCCACGCACUGCAGCCUGGUGCCAAGCUUAUUGUCAUCCUUAGAGAUCCAGUGGAGAGGCUUUAUUCUCACUACUUUUUCUCUAGGAGUGGCAAAAAGUCCGUAGAGGACUUCCAUCAGAGGGUCAUAGAGUGUGUACAGAUGUUUCAGUCCUGUCUGUCCGAGCGGUCACUUCGCUCCUGUGUCUACAACAGAAGCCUCUUCAGAGCCAUGCCGAUGAGGCUAAGUGGGGGGUUGUACGUUGUCUUCUUACUGGACUGGCUGACAGUUUUCCAUCGGGACCAGAUUCUAGUUCUACGACUGGAGGACUAUGCAGCUGACAAGAGAGCGACAUUACAGAAAGCUUUUGAUUUUCUUGGUCUAAGUCCUCUGUCAGUGGAGCUGGAGGAAGAAGUGAUGAAACAGCGUGUGGCAAACAGCCGGGGGGUGAAGGACAAGAAAGUAGGUCCUAUGCUUCCAGCCACCAGAGACCUCCUCAGGGAAUUUCACCAGCCCUUCAACCGUAAACUGGCCAGUGUGUUGGACGACAGCGCCUUCCUCUGGAGUUACCCCUGAAGGGAUAUGAGUGUGAAUGGCUGUGAAUGAACACAUGAAACCCUUAAAAUACACUGUUACAUUCCCAUAAAUGUAUUAAUCCACACAUCUGGAUAAUGUUUUCAUGUUAUUAUUACUGAGAAGGCUGUGGUGACAAUCAUGUGGUGAUGGUACUAUGAUCUGACCUUUUAUAUCGAAAAAUAUCUCCUGUCCCAUUAAAUAUUAAAUAAUGACUAACUGAAACUUGCAACCAGAGAAAGUUUGAAAUAACAAGAUGCAUCAGUGAAUAUACAGUAUAGCCAAAGACUUAAGGCUGUGGACAACAAUGGAUUUCAGACAUCAAGGCCACACUUUAAUCACAGUGAUCACAGUGGCAUAGAGACUGUGUCUACAAAUCAGUAACCACUGGGACCAGCACGUCAGAGACGAGAGAAGAAAGUCUCACUGUAUUUUUUCCGUAAAAACUAAUAACACACACAGGUUGUAAAUAUAUAUUUUAUUGCUCUGGGAAUUCAAGUUUGUGUUAUGUGAUUCACUUCCUGUUUUAUUUUGGUAGAUUUCUGUUCAUUCCUGGAGUUCUUGUCAAGUUUCCAUCCCUUCCUAAUCAGCCUGGUGUGUUGCACCUGUGUCCGACUGUUCACCUGCUCCUCCCUAUACAAACCCUUUGUCUUUCCCCUUUCCCUCUUGCCAGAUAAUCUUCUUCACAUGUGUGUUGUUAUCCAGUGUUUUCACUUGAUUCCAGUGUUGUUUGUGUAUGACCCUUUUUGGAUUUUGACUAACCUCACUGCCUUUGCCUUUUAAACGAAACUUUAUUUAUUCAAUAUAAUUACAAAAAGAUGCAAGGCAGAAUAUACCAAAAAUACAAUAGAUAAAUCUAUAGAGUUACUAAAGUGCUGAAGGUUCAAAGGCAAAAUUUACAUGCAGAAAAAAAAAACACAAAAUAAUGUUAAGAAUACAAAUAAUAAUUGAGUUUGCUGAAGUGCUGAAUAUUCAAUCGUCAGUUAUUUCAUCUCCAAAUUCAGUGUGUGAAGAUUUCUCUCAGAUCAAAGGUCGAAUAUGUGCCAUGGCAGGUUCUAGGCUGUAUCCAAGGUUUUCCUCCGUCUGAGGUCAGUCAGCACCUGUUUGAUGCUCAUUACAGCCUGUUGGAAGAUCAUAGAACUUCUGGUUUUCCACAGUCAAGUACAUACAAUGCCAAUGACCAGUUGAAAUAAUGCCCUUUUCUGGGAAGGCAUCUUUUCUUCCAAGAGUCUGUACAUGACUGAGUUGUAGUUCAAGUCAAAGACCAGACCGUGGCUUUGCAUCGUAGUCCAGACCAUCUGAGCUCUGUAACAGUCCAUGAGAAGGUGCUGCUGUGUUUCAUGUUCAUUACAGUAAAUAAUGGGAUUUUUUUUUCUGUCACAUAACAACUCCAUGAGACAACAGCUCGAACGGGGAGUCUGUUCACAGAGAUAAGCCAGCGGACAUCUCUAAUGCUCUCUGAGGAGAUUUUAUUUUUUAAAUUUUCACUUCAGGGCUUUCUGAUUCUGCUAAAUGUUUAUUUAACAGAUAAUCUCUGUGGGCAGUGAUGUGUCCUGAUUUAUUGGCAUGAACGAGGUUCCCUCUGUCAUCUGACUGUGAUUGUUCAUAAAUAUUACAGAACUUAACACACAAUUGAAACAUUCACCCGAUUUAAAAUGAAAGAAAUUUCUAUAUUAAAGGUCUGUUUUUCUUUUUAUUUAUACCACAGUGCCGUCUGUUGAUUUUAGUAGCUCUUCAUUUAUUUCUCGAAUGGAAAUUAUUCAUUUGGCAGCAAUAAUCCAUUGCGAGCUCUUGUUUCACUGCAGU
Molecule: messenger RNA, 3570 nt
Organism: Chelmon rostratus (copperband butterflyfish)
Lineage: Eukaryota; Metazoa; Chordata; Actinopteri; Chaetodontiformes; Chaetodontidae
Product: carbohydrate sulfotransferase 15-like
Exons: 8
Coding region: 268-1767 (499 amino acids)
Biological process (GO): hexose biosynthetic process
Molecular function (GO): N-acetylgalactosamine 4-sulfate 6-O-sulfotransferase activity
Source: RefSeq, a predicted model, not a curated record